Molecule: messenger RNA, 2652 nt
Organism: Hyphopichia burtonii NRRL Y-1933
Lineage: Eukaryota; Fungi; Ascomycota; Pichiomycetes; Serinales; Debaryomycetaceae
Exons: 1
Coding region: 1-2652 (883 amino acids)
Source: RefSeq, a predicted model, not a curated record
AUGUUUUCGUACUAUCAUUCACCUUCAGACUCUGACAAGUUAUUUUCAUCUGGUCUGACGUCUCGAAAAAGCUAUGCUGAAACUUCCAUAACAAGCCUGUCUGAACCCACUCCUACAAAAACGUUAUACCCUGCUUCUUAUAAUAGGAUUAUUUCUGAUAAAGAGAACUAUGAUCUUUCUGGACACGAUUAUCAUGAUCUCUUGGAAUAUCCUGAAGAUUUAGCUCAGGAACUAACCCCAAAGCAAUUGCAAAAUAUUUUAAAGAAGCAAAUAGAACCGGAAGUUUACAUUCCUACUGAGACAAGCUACCCAGUGGAAGCAAUCCCUCAUAAUAAAUCACCUUCCCGGAUUUUGCAUCAAUUGAAUGAUGAAAAUAACAACGUUCCAGAGUUUUUACCAGAAUCUGAAUCACCACCAUCACCCGAGCCGUGCAAAUCACCAAGGGCCCCAACUCCAACAUCUAAGCCUAAGGCUGUGGAACCUUUAACUCCAAGGAAGCCAUACCUCGUAGUGUCUCCAGCUUCGGCUCAAGAUGACAAUGAAUCAAUCUUGACCAGACAGACCACAGCUUCAGAUUAUUUUACCUAUUAUUACGAUUAUUGGCAUAGAAAGUCCCAUUCUAAACCACCUCACUUAAUUCAACAAAGCCAAUUCCCAACCCUCAAAGAACCUCAAAUUGACACCAAAAACCGUGAUCCAAUAAAGGUUGCUCUUGAUACUUCUCGAAAUGAAAAUAAAAUCUUAUCAGAAGAGAGACUGUCUAACGAAAAGAAUAGUCCAACUAGAUAUAGAAUACCCGAGUCUAUCCAGGCUUCACCAACACCUAUGAACGACUACGAUGAUGAACUAGUUAUGUAUUUACGAAAGGCGAUUGAUAAAAUUAAACAAAAAGAGGAUUUGAAGAGAAAUAUUACUCCUUCUGACUGUGAUAUUUUAGCUUAUUUACUUGAAGUAUUAGCAAAAGAAUUGAAAAAAAAGAAGUCACAUGGGUCAUUAUCACAAGGAAUAGAUAACCAGUCUGUAAAGUCAACUCCACGAAGAGACCGAGAGUUGAAAAAGAUCAAAAAUAUUUUACUGAAUCUUGAACGCCAACAGAAGUCUCUAAAAGCCACUCUUGAGGAACUUGAACGAGUCAAAAAUUUAGAAAAACAGAAAGAUGAAAACAAAGAGCUUGAGCUUCAAAAAGAAAAGGAUAUCAAAGAUGCUGAGACAAAAAAUUCAAUUGAAAUUGAACGAGAAAAACAGAUGGAUGCUGAAUCUGCUGCUUUUACAAUUGAUAAUAAAGGGAAAAGCACAGAAGAAGCAAAAGUUAAAGCAUUGGAAGCACAGAAUGAAAUUGAUGCUGAAGAACAUAGACAGUAUUUACUUCAACUAGAAGCAGAGGAAGAAAAGAUGAAUCAAAUAGAACUGGAUAUUGAGGAAGCAGAAAGACAAAGAGAACUUCAAGCUGCCGAAAAGCUUUCAGUUGAAAGAGCCGAGUCCAAGCUAUCUAUCGAGUUGCGAAGCCCUCACAUUGUUGGUAAUUCUAAUGAUAUUCAAAAAGCGAGUAAUGACGUUGAAAGAGAGGAAGUUUCACGAAACUUACAGGAGGAAAAUGCUGACAAAGAACAACAGGCCAGAGAGUUGGAGAUUGAAGAAAGAUUGAGAUGUGCAAACGAAGACAAUUUUAGUUGGGAUGAUGGCGGUGAAAGAGUUUUUCAAAAGUCAUAUAACUCUAAGGAUAUCGAAAGGGAAUCCAGAGAACAAGCUAAAAUUCGAAGAUCAAAAUCUCGUAUUGCAAAAUCAAAAAGAGACAGAGAGCUUCGAAAGACAAAAAAAGCAAUAUAUGAGUCAAAGUUGGCUGAUAGAAAAGCUAACCUUAAAAUGAAAGCCGAAUUGAAGACGAUAAAACGCGAAGCAAGAGCCAAAGAGAAAUUGGAAAAGAGAAAAGCAAAGGAAGAGGCAAGAGCUAAAAGAAAUUCUUUAAUCGUUCCAUCUGUAAAUUCAAAUAUAUUUGCUUCAGCUGCUAGCGAAAAUUCUGAUAACGAGAUUUUAUUUAACCAAGAACUAGAUAAUAAUGAGAACCAAUUGAAAAGAAGUAAAAGCUUUAAGAAAUCUUUUAAAAGCAAGGUUCAAACUAUGAAAAAAGAGCUAGGACAGGAUUAUGUUAGGCAUUAUCGAACAAGCAUGGGGAAAAAAUUAAUCACUAACGGUGUUCAAAAUUCAAAUAUGAUUGAAAAAGAGUAUCGGCCAGAAACACCUAAAGAAGCAGAACCAAAAACUCCAAGUCAGAAGGAUCCAAACUCUGGUCAAAAAGCAGAACAGCAUAAGCCAGAAAAUAAAGUAAAAACAGUCGAACCACCAAGGCCUGCGCGAAAAUUGAAUGAUCCAGCCCCAACAUCUGCCACUACGUUGCUUCAGCCUCUAUACAGAUACAUAAAGUCAUAUGUUGCUCCCAAACCGGCCCCGAAACCAGUUGAAGAUGAUGACGAUUACUAUACAAGCGAUUACAGCGACGUUGAUGACAACUUAUUUGCUAGACCAAAAGCUGUUCCUGUUCCCGCACCUGCUCCUGUUCCCCCACCAACAACAGACAACUCCGCCCAGCUAAAACCUCUAAGGAAGGGCAAGCUUAGAAUGAAAAUGCCUGGUUUGACAAGAAGAAAGAAGUAA